AGCUUCCCCAAUUUCUCAUGCACAGAUAACCAGAAACUCCACUCAAUAAAUUAACUCCCCCACAUUUCUUUAUACAUUCAGCUGCACACAACAAAGAUAUAACUAUUAAAUACAACUUUCAUUUUUUUUUCAUUCUUGCAAGAAUCAAUAAAGGACGGUUUCUUGGACGUUUCUUUUUUUCUCAUCUUUUCUUUCUGUUCUAUUUUCUGUUUUCUAGUGCUCGAUUAAAGAUUUGAUUUUUUUAACCUAUUUUCAAGAACCCAAACAAAAAAAGAAAAAGAAAAAAAAAAACCCUGUAUAUAUAUUGCUAGGAGACACCCCAAUGAGAAAUGGGUUCAAUCUUGAAAAUGUCGAAAAUCAAAUUUUUGGUGGUUACGGUUUUGUUGGCAAUUGCUUGUUCUUCUGUUAGAGCAACUGUUUCUUAUGAUGACAAAGCCUUUAUCAUUAAUGGGCAAAGGAAGAUUCUUAUAUCCGGUUCUAUUCACUAUCCAAGAAGCACUCCUGAGAUGUGGCCUGAUCUUAUACAGAAGGCUAAAGAUGGAGGAUUAGAUGUUAUACAAACAUAUGUGUUUUGGAAUGGGCAUGAGCCAUCUCCUGGAAAUUAUAAUUUCGAAGGGCGGUUCGAUCUUGUCAAGUUCAUUAAACUAGCACAUCAGGCCGGGCUCUACGUUCAUCUCCGAAUCGGGCCUUAUGUUUGUGGAGAAUGGAAUUUUGGGGGAUUCCCUGUUUGGCUGAAAUAUGUUCCAGGAAUAGAAUUUAGGACAGACAAUCAACCUUUUAAGGUUGCUAUGCAAAGAUUUGUCGAAAAAAUCGUCAACUUGAUGAAGUCGGAAAAUUUGUUUGAGCCUCGGGGAGGGCCAAUAAUCAUGUCACAGAUAGAAAACGAAUAUGGACCGAUAGAGUGGGAAAUUGGUGCUCCGGGUAAAGCUUAUAGUGCAUGGGCAGCAAAAAUGGCUGUUGGCCUCGAUACCGGUGUUCCGUGGAUCAUGUGCAAACAAGAAACUGCUCCUGAUCCAAUGAUAGAUACUUGCAAUGGUUUCUACUGUGAAGGCUUCACUCCUAAUAGGCCGAAUAAACCGAAAAUGUGGACUGAAGCCUGGACUGGCUGGUACACACAAUUUGGUGGUCCAGUUCCUUACAGACCUGCUGAAGACUUGGCUUUUUCAGUGGCUAGAUUUGUACAGAACAAUGGUUCUUUCUUCAAUUAUUACAUGUACCACGGAGGAACAAAUUUUGGUCGAAAUGCAGCUGGUCUUUUCGUCGCCACCAGCUACGAUUACGAUGCUCCAAUAGAUGAAUAUGGACUUCUGAACGAGCCGAAAUGGGGGCAUUUGAGGGAUUUGCACAAAGCAAUUAAGCAAAGUGAAGCAGCUUUAGUUUCUUCAUAUCCCACAGUAACAUGGCCUGGGAAAAAUCAAGAAGUUCAUGUCUUCCAAUCAAAAUCGGGGGCUUGUGCCGCAUUUCUUUCCAAUUUCGACACUACAUAUUCGACAAAGUUGACUUUUCGAAAUAUGCAAUACGAUUUGCCCCCCUGGUCAAUCAGCAUUUUGCCCGAUUGCAAGACUGCAGUUUACAACACUGCAACGAUUAACUCAAAAGGGUCCGAGGCAAAAAUGGUACCAAUAAGUAGUGGAUUAAAUUGGGAAUCGUAUAACGAACAGACUCCUUCUGCAGACGACGGCGACACACUUGCAAUGCAAGGUUUGUGGGAGCAAGUAAAUGUUACCAGAGAUUCCUCCGAUUAUCUAUGGUAUCUGACAGACAUCAAUAUAGCUUCGAACGAAGGAUUUCUAAAGAGCGGACAGUGGCCACUUCUCACAGUAAUGUCAGCUGGAGAUACUUUGCAUGUUUUCAUCAACGGCCAGUUUUCAGGAACUGUAUACGGAAGCCUGGACAAACCGAAAUUAACUUACAGCAAAUACGUUAAUUUGAGAGCGGGAAUUAACAAAGUUUCUUUACUUAGCGUCUCCGUUGGUCUACCGAAUGUUGGGGUGCAUUACGAGAGGUGGAAUACGGGAGUUCUUGGUCCAAUCACAUUGAAGGGUGUCAAUGAAGGGACAAGAGACUUGACAAAGCAGAGAUGGUUUUAUAAGACUGGUCUGAAAGGAGAAUCACUAAGCCUUGCUACUGUCAGUGAAAGGGUAAAAGGAUCCCUCCAGCUGGCUCAAAACCAACCUCUAACGUGGUAUAAGACAACAUUUGACGCACCAGAAGGAAACGAUCCAUUGGGAUUAGAUAUGAUUAGUAUGGGAAAAGGUGAGAUAUGGAUAAACGGGCAAAGCAUAGGCAGACACUGGCCUGGAUAUAUAGCUAAAGGUAGCUGCGGUGAGUGUAAUUAUGCUGGCACUUUCACUGAGAAGAAAUGCCAAAGAAAUUGCGGUCAGCCCUCUCAGAGAUGGUACCAUCUACCGCGUUCAUGGCUGAAACCAAGCGGGAAUCUGUUGGUUGUAUUCGAAGAAUGGGGUGGCGAUCCGACUAAGAUCUCUUUGGAUAAGAGAAUAGCAUAGUCAUGCAUACAUACAUAUAAAGAUCAAGAUGUAUCGUCUUCGAGUAAAAGAUGCUUCAAUGGAGGAUUUCGAGUUUAAAGAAAUUUCUCACUGUUUGCCUAGAGGGGGUGAAUGGCAAAUUGUAAAGAUAUAUCAUUCUCCAGUCAGCAAUAUACGCAAUGUGAAAACAAGUUUUUUAUACACACAUAUUGUUUUCGAGACAUGAUAAUACAUAUGUAAGAAUUAAGAUUCAGUUUUAGUUAUACAUACCGUGAUGAAGCUAUUUA
Molecule: messenger RNA, 2773 nt
Organism: Erythranthe guttata (spotted monkey flower)
Lineage: Eukaryota; Viridiplantae; Streptophyta; Magnoliopsida; Lamiales; Phrymaceae
Product: beta-galactosidase
Biological process (GO): carbohydrate metabolic process
Molecular function (GO): hydrolase activity, hydrolyzing O-glycosyl compounds
Source: RefSeq, a predicted model, not a curated record